AUGAAGUUUCUUAGUGCAGCUUCCACGGCCGCGUUGACUUGCAUCUUCCUUCUGGUACCCACUGCGCUCGGAGAUACUGUUCUUAAGUGUGGAAGCGGAGAAAUAUUUGAGCUGGAGGAAGCUGAAGAUUAUGCAAGCAAAGCUACACCCGAUGAAGUACUAGCCGGUGACCCGCUAAGCUCAAGCGGUGAAGUAAGGGGGGCAUAUCAUUUUUCAAGGACAACAAGACACAACGAAGAUGGUUACUACUUAGUCCAACUCGUUGGAACUCUCCCAUCAAUCGUACUUUAUGAAUAUGGUCAAUCAGGAUGGGAGUUCUGCUCCUUCGCCCUCCGUAGGCCAGAGUCGAUGUUGUAUGAAUGA
Molecule: messenger RNA, 363 nt
Organism: Blumeria graminis f. sp. triticale
Lineage: Eukaryota; Fungi; Ascomycota; Leotiomycetes; Helotiales; Erysiphaceae
Source: the annotation of a GenBank genome assembly